UAUAAAUAGCACUUCUCCGUAAAAGACAUGGUCUGAUAUGCGCAGGUAUCCAGCCCGUUUGCGCGCCGUGUCGCUACGAGCGUGGACCAUUCAUUUGCCUGUUGCUUGUAAGCUGGUAAUUUUCCACCAGCCACGAGUGGGAGUGGUUACUCGGUCAUGUACGCACGAGGUUAGGGAAAGCGACCCGCACUGCAAGAUUUGGUUUCAGCGGUAUCAAAGUGGACCAUGGACUUUAUAAAUAUGAAGUGACACCAUCAGCAACACGGGGACGUUUGUGCGCAUUUAUCUGAAUUAGGAAAGCGGUGCGCGCGUAGAGAGGACUGGAGCGGUGAAGUGAGGAUGCGAGCAUGACAGCGUUUUUUCUGCUCCCUCUGCGUCACGUGGGCCAGAGCGCAGGACUUGAUGGAAAAAUACUGGAUUUGCUGAUGGUGAGUGUCCUUGCUCUGUCCAGACAGCGGCUUACACAUCCACUACUGUGUCAUUAACCAACACAAUCCUAUUAUCACCAUGACUCACCUGUAACACAGGACCCAUACUCAGACGCCGUGAGACAGUCUGACAAAGAAGUGGUUCUCGUUCCUGCCAUUCCUACAGCACACUCACAUGGACAAGGUGGUGAAGUGUCUUGCCCAUGAGCACAAUAGGAGCAAGCACCUUAUGAAACUACAAGUACAGGUGAGAGUGAGGUGGCUUCUGACCUCUGACCUUGGACCUCCAGGAUGAGCUUUGAGGAGUUCCUUCAUCUUCCUCUGAAUGUUUACAUCAUCAUCAUCGGCAUCGGGCUGUUUCUGCUGCUGCCCUGCCUCGUCUUCUGCUGCUGCUUCAUCAGAGUGAGACGAGAAGCAGCGCGGCAGUAUGUUUAUAACAAGGUGGUUUUGAAAGGAGCUGGCAAGAAAAUGGGUCUACUUGGGCAAACGUGCGCCGUGUGUCUGGAGGAGUUUAGGACCAAGGACGAGCUGGGAGUGUGCCCCUGUUCCCACGCCUUCCACAAAAAGUGCCUUUUAAAGUGGCUGGAGGUCAGAAGUGUGUGCCCUAUGUGCAACAAACCAGUGUGCCGCCUGCACCCGGAGCCUCCCCCUGACCCAGAGCAAGGGUAGAGCGCCCCCUGCUGCAACGGAGGAGCACAGACUGUUUACACGUGUACCCAGAGCCCCAAAGUGACCCAGAGCACGGAUAGAGUGCCACCUCCUGUCCCUAUACUGCAACAGAGGAGCACAGACUGUUUACAUCUGCACCCAGAGCCCCAAAGUGACCCAGAGCACGGAUAGAGCGCCACCUACUGUCCUUACACUGUACCAGAGGAGGACAGACACAACUGUGACAUGGAGCUGAGGGAGAGUGCUGUAACAGACUCCUCUAAUGUACAGAGAAUGAGGAGGAUAGACUGUUUACAUCUGCUCCCGGGGGUAGAGCGCCCCCUACUGUCGCCCUUCUGUAACACCACACAGACUGUUUACAUAUCGCACAGAGCCCUGGUGCCUUAAGGACUGAUGGAUGUUUAUGGUGCUGGUCUUUCCUAAAGCAGAACUGCUGGACCCUGCGCUCGUCGGCCUCUUAAGACAUUUACAGCCUUAAAGGUGCAAUUAAAAGUUCAUUAGUCGAUUAAACCAUUUUCUUUGUAUGUUUUAAAUAGAGGGACCUUAUUCUGGUCACCACGCCCUCCGUCGCGACUCCAGACAGAUUCAGACAUCAUCCAUUUCCAAUCACAUUUGUUUAUUUCAGGAAUGCAUAGGCUCUAUUCAGGCUUACGUCACAAACCAGGAAUAUGUUUGGAAACAUGCAAUAACAACUUCCGGUGUAGUUCCCAAUACUGGGCUCACCGACCGACUGUGAUCAAACCCACUGAAGUAAAUGUGAUCAGUGGUAAAAUAAAGACUGCAGACGUAUGUGCUGUUUGGAAUCAUCCGGAAUUUGGUGCCUCGUCUCUUCUAAUCACAUGUACCCUGUGCGCUCAGAGUUGUGUGUCAGUGGGGAAAUGAUCAAAACUGAGCUAUGGUUAUAACUAGGGAUGUAACAAUAACCGAAAUAUCGUGAUAUCCUAUCGUCAGAGUUCUUACAAUAAUAUCGUGGACCAUCACAAUAUAUCGAAUUACAAGUCUCUUUGUUUAAAUGAAGAGUUAUGGUGCAGCAAGAGCUAAGAAAAAACAGAGGCAACUACAUAGACCAUGAUCCUUUGCUCCAUUUCAAUGCGGACUACAAGAAGAAAUAACAGUUCUAACACUUUUGAGUCUUAGUUCUUUGGAUUAAGUCUUGUCAAGGCAUUUUAAAGGAAAAAGUAGUAUAUUAACACUUUUAUUAGCUCCACAAAAUAUCACAAUACCAAGAGAUUUGGAUAUUGUUACAUCUCAUAUCGUGAGCUUUCCCACGAUAUCGUAAUAAGUAUCGUACCGUGAGGUUCAUACCGUGACGAUAUCGUAUCAUGAGACUUGGAUAUCGUUGCACCCCUAGUUAUAACUGUUGAUGAGUGGAACACAGCGGAACACCACAUGACACGGAGAUGAAGAAAACUGGGACAUUUUCCGAUUUUUCCUAGAUUUUGUCAGACUUACUACCACGAACAGAGCCUGUUGGAAUUUGUCAUCGCAUGUUUCCAAACGUCUUCCAGGUUUGUGACGUAAGUGUGAAAAGAGCGCAUUGGUCACCCAUCAUUUAGAAACAAAAUCACAUGUGUCACCCCUCAAAUGGAAAAAGUUUAGUUUUUGUUUUACUCAUCGUUUCUGUGGAAACCUGCCGUUUUUCAGUCCCCUGUCAUAUUUGCUUUCUUUUUCACCCUCAUAAUGAGACAUAAUUGUUUUGAUACACCCAUACUAGGGGUAUGCAUUACCUUGAGUCUGACGAUACAAAACAUAUCAUGAUUCACAUGUCAUGAUUCAAUAUAUCCCGAUACUAAAACAAUGGAUGAUGUUGCGAUUUAUGAAUAAUUACUUCUAAUAAUACAGUCAACUACACCUUUAAGGGAACACAAUUGUAUGAAAUAUAACUUUAUAUUUUUAUUUUUAAAUCAUGAGAACAGUGAAUGUAACUAAUGAAUUUUUGUGAAAAUUUUAAAAUCGAUUUGGAUCUAUUUUGAAUCAAUUCCAGAAUGGUGCAAUGAAGUAUCAGGAUAUAUCAUUGAAUUGAUUUUUUUUCUUACACCCCUCGUACAUAACAUGCGUGUUCCUGAUUGGCUAAUCCACCUGUCAAUCAUGCCCAUCUGAAUCUUCAUUGGGAAAACUGGAAAUUCUAGAGAAAGGAAACUACCGUGCAACUUUGAGAAAAACAAAUACACAAAAAUAAAAGCAUCUUUAUUUCAUUUUAGUUCUUUUAAUUGCACUGAAAAACUGUCAGUAGUCGUUACUCUGAGCAGGCUUUCAUGUCCACAAACCUGGCCUCUUCCUGUUUGUUUCCAUGGAGAUGUUGCUGUUCCUGUGGGUCUAACAUUGCACAGUAUGUCAUAAAAUAUUUGUUUAUCUAUCUAUCUACAUGGAGAAUAUUUUGAAGUAUGUUUUUAACUUGACAUGCCACCUCCAGAAAGUUACACGGUGCUACUUUAACCAGCUGUAACCUUCAUUUCUUCAUGUUUUGAUUAGAAACUAUAUAUAGUAGAUACACCCAUAGAAAACCCAUUCAGUCACAGGGAGAACAUGCAAGCGGAAUUUUGAAAUAGUCAUAAAAUCUUUGUUUUCGCCACAGCCUUAAACCAAAGCUAAUCUUCUGAACGCCUCGACAGCAGCUCUGCUUUUGGAAAACAUUUGACAAUCUCCAGAUUUCUGUCCAAUUUGCACCGUUCAGACAUGAAAAGGACAGAUUAUGGACUGGGAAACCUCUGCAGCCAAAUGUGAAAUCUUAUGACAUAGUUUUGGCUUUUGAAGAAGUCUUUAUGGACCCGGGACUUCAAAUGGAACUCGAAAUAUGCAGCGGAAACCAAAAACAUUAAGAAGAUUGUAAAACUUCUGUUGUUUAAAGUGGAGAAGGGAAAGCAGGGGAAACUCGAUGACACAUUUAGUGAAAUACUGUAUAAUGUAGUUUUAAAGAUUGAACUAAACGGGACUCACUGGUUUUAAGUUAUUUCUAAUGUUGUUUUUUUGUCUAACUGGUUUCAAUAAAGACUCGUGUGUUUGUCAAA
Boleophthalmus pectinirostris (great blue-spotted mudskipper) is the source of this 4105-nucleotide messenger RNA. Its product is annotated as RING finger protein 122. The transcript is spliced from 8 exons. The coding region runs from base 720 to 1097 and encodes 125 amino acids. Lineage: Eukaryota; Metazoa; Chordata; Actinopteri; Gobiiformes; Gobiidae. The record is from RefSeq and is a predicted model, not a curated record.